Messenger RNA from Camellia sinensis, 5383 nucleotides. RefSeq lists its product as uncharacterized. Lineage: Eukaryota; Viridiplantae; Streptophyta; Magnoliopsida; Ericales; Theaceae. The record is from RefSeq and is a predicted model, not a curated record.
CACCAACGCACUACAUAUGCAAAUGGACUUCCCGAUCUUCUUUUGGCUGCCACCUCAAUAGAGCUUUGUUUAGAAAUUCUCAAUUAGAGUUACCUAUCAUCUCUGUAUUAAUAAUUACAAUAAUUACAUUAAUUCAUAUUUCAUCAAUCAUUUCCCAUAUUUGCAAACAAACUUUGCCUUAAAAUUCAUUUGAAAAUCUCUCUCUCUCUCUCUCUCUCCUCUUCUAUGCAAGAAACCCAUAUAAAAUCACCAACGUCAAACCUCUCUCUCAACUUGAUUUCAGACAGUCCAAUUCCUGCCUUCCAACCUACACAGGCUCUAUUCUAAUCUUUCUCUUUUUCUCUCUCUCUCUGAUUGUACGAUCCCCAAUAGCGACACCAGUCUCUGUUGCUUCAAUCUGAUAUAUGCUUUUGAACCCUGAUUCGUCGACAUUGUUGUACUGUUCGCGAUAUUGAACCACUCAGUUUCAGCUAGGGUUUUUGUUAAUCUCACCGAUUGAGUGAUCGGGAUUGCCCCCCUAUCCAUUUCCAUAUAUUGUUUAUAGGGUUUAUAUAAUUAUAUUAUUUUAUCAUCAAGAAUAUAUAUAUUUUUAUAUUUCUCGUCAUUUCCCAUAAUUAAGUUUCAAUGCUCACAGUUUAUUUGGGAAAAAGAGUACCCAUUUUGAGUAUUUGAUUUACUGUUCUAUGCUUGUUGUAGUUCUUCAACAAUAAUAUCCAAUUCUCAUUAUUUUUCUAGCAUUGAAGCAAUAACAUAUAGUGAGUAUUGGUCAAAGUGAAGUGGGUUCUUGGUAAUCAGAGAUAAUCUGGGAAAAAGUUGAGAAUUUUCAUCUCUGUUUACUCUAAAAAGUUAUUGUUUUUGCUUUUGUGGUGGUUGUUUUUGAUUUGGGUGCAAAAAGUAUAGUUGUUUUGGAAGAAGUAGCACAGGCUAGCGAUCCAACAGCCGUGUAUGGGCAAACAUGAGGCUUGGGCGCAGCCAAGUGGCCUUCUGCCCAAUGCAAGUCCACUGAUUCAGGUCCUCGAAUCGGAGAGAUGGGUAAAAGCCGAGGAGAGAACCGCAGAGCUUAUUGCCUGCAUUCAGCCAAAUCCACUAUCAGAAGGACGCCGAAAUGCUGUUGCAGAUUACGUGCAGCGGCUCAUUAUGAAGUGCUUCUCAUGCCAGGUGUUCACUUUCGGGUCUGUACCGCUCAAGACUUAUUUACCCGAUGGAGACAUUGACUUAACGGCCUUUAGUAACAAUGAAAACAUGAAGGAAACAUGGGCUAAUCAGGUCCGCCAUAUGCUGGAGAGUGAGGAGAAGAACAAGAACGCUGAGUUUCGUGUAAAAGAAGUUCAAUACAUUCAAGCAGAAGUGAAGAUAAUAAAGUGUCUUGUGGAAAAUAUUGUGGUAGACAUAUCUUUUAACCAGCUUGGUGGGCUAUGCACACUUUGUUUCCUAGAGGAAGUUGAUCAUUUGAUAAAUCAGAACCAUUUAUUCAAGCGUAGCAUUAUAUUGAUUAAGGCAUGGUGUUACUAUGAGAGCCGAAUACUGGGUGCUCACCAUGGGCUUAUUUCUACUUAUGCCCUGGAGACCUUGGUUCUUUACAUAUUUCAUGUUUUCAACAAUUCCUUUACAGGACCACUAGAGGUCCUAUACCGUUUUCUGGAAUUCUUUAGUAACUUUGACUGGGAUAACUUUUGUGUUAGUCUAUGGGGUCCUGUAGCCAUUAGUUCACUUCCAGAUGUAACUGCGGAACCUCCCCGAAAGGACAGUGCAGAGUUAUUACUUAGCAAAUUGUUUCUUGAUGCUUGUAGCUCAGUAUAUGCUGUUUUCCCUGCUGGCCAAGAAAAUCAGGGACAAAGUUUUGUUUCCAAACAUUUCAAUGUUAUUGAUCCGUUACGCAUAAACAACAAUCUUGGACGUAGUGUUAGUAAAGGUAAUUUUUUUAGAAUACGCAGUGCAUUUGCAUUUGGGGCUAAAAGGCUGGCAAGAUUACUUGACUGCCCCAAAGAGAACCUAGUUCAUGAAAUAAAUCAGUUCUUUAUGAAUACAUGGGACAGACAUGGAAGUGGUAAUCGCCCGGAUGCACCGACAACUGAUAUUGGGCAGUUGAGAUUGUCAAUUCCAGAUCACUUACAGAGGCCUGAGAAUCUGAAGAACAAUCAAAGUGCCAAAAAAUUGAAUGAGAAUGCUUCUGGUCAUGAGAUCGAAGUUGAUGGAACUCGUUCAUGUAAUGUUUCCUCCCAACAUAGUAAUUAUUCCUUACAAAGUACGACCAGAACUACUGAUGUUUCUUCAGCUACUUGUAGUCAAAGCCAAAAGAAUUAUGGCAACCUGAACAGCUCAAGGAUAUCAGAUCCGGUUGUACAAGAAGUUAGUCCUAAUUUGGGUAUGAACAUUGGUAAAGAUCAGAGUGUUAACCUUGAUCAUUUGGUGAAUGACAUUCAGGGUAGGUUUCUUUUUGCACGGACACGCUCUAGUCCCGAGCUUACUGAGACACAUAGUGAUGUCUCUUCUCGAGGACAGCAUAACAAAGCACCGGAAAGUGGAAAAGCUCAGGCUACCGCUGCAACACAAGAUACGGACAGGAGGAAGAAACCAGGAUCUGAAAUUUUAGCAAACCAUAGUGCUCGAUCUUCAACCAGCAAUCUUUCCUCUGUGAGGCAUGUGCCAUCCCAUCAAAGCCUUGAUGCUACUGUCAACCCAAAUAGUGGUUUAAAUAGCUAUCAUCGUCAUUCAGGCUCAGCUGCCACUGGUAAAGAAUUUUCUUCUGUCAGUGGGACACAAGGGACGCAUCAGGAAGAACAAGAUCUUGUGAACAUGAUUGCAUCUUCUACGGUUCACAGUCUUAAUGGACAGGUUCAUGUACCUUUGAAUUUAUCUUUGGCUAACCUACCUUUUCCAAUCUCGCCAUCCAUUCUAGCUUCAAUGGGGUAUUCUCAGAGAAAUUUUCCAGGAAUGGUUCGCCCAAAUUUUCCCUUGAACUUGAUUGAUCCUUCUUUUUCUAACAUGCACUUUCCUCAAGGUUUGUUUUCUCCAGGACUAACCCAUUACUGCCCUGGCAUUGGAUUGGCCUCAAAAUCAGAAGAUAUUAUUGAACAAAACAAUGAAAAUUUUGGUUCCAUGGAAGUGAAUCCAGGAGAGGCUGAUCAUGAUUUCUGGCAGGAGCAGGAUGUUGAGUCUGAUAGUAGAAAUUAUGAAAUGCUUCAAUCCGAUGAUAAGCCGCAAUCAAGUUCAGUAAGCAAUAAUUUUGUUCCUUCAUCUUCUGUUUCUGGCAGCUCGAUGAGAGUUAAGCAGAAAUCCACCAAAGAAAACCGAGAGUCAAUGCAGGAAUAUCAUCAAGAUAGUUUCUCAUUUCAAGAUAACAGAGGAAAUGAUUUUUACUCAGAUGACAGAACCAUGAGUUCAAGGUUCUCAUCUGCUGCCCACAGUAAUUCUCUGAGAAGUAAAACCUCUUCAGAGAGUUCUUGGGAUGGAUCAUCACCAAAGGUCUCAAAGUCGACAAGGGAAAAACGGGGAAAGAAAACAUUUCUUGUAGAGCCGUCUUCUGUGUAUGGGAAAAGUACAACCAUGUCCGAACGUGGUAUACAGGCCGAGGAGGAUGACAGGGACUGGAAUCCACUCUCAACCAUUGGCAGUGAAAUGGCAGAAAGAAGCUCAGUACCUCAGUCUGUUGGUUCUUUGCAAGGUCUGAGGCAGCACAUACCAGGCUAUGAACUACCUCAGACAUGUAAGUCAGACUCAAUGUUACCCAUUGCUCCAGUGCUCUUAGGUCCUGGUUCACAGCAAAGAAUGACGGAUAAUUCUGGGCCUCUUCAAUUUACAUUUUAUCCUACAGGGCCACCUGUUCCAUUCCUUACAAUGCUUCCUUUCUAUGAUAUUCCACCUGAGACCAGAACUUCUGAUGCGUUGACAAGCCAUUUUAGUGGGCAAGGGGGCCUGGAUAGUAGCGAUUCUGGUCAGAACUUUGAUUCAUCCAUGGGGCUUGAUCAAUCUGAGGAAUUAAGUACUACUAAUUCUUCAAGCAGGACUGGUUUUGUUGAGACUUCUGAUGAGCACAAGGCUGACAUUCUUAAUAGUGACUUUGCUAGCCAUUGGCAAAAUUUGCAAUAUGGGCGGUUUUGCCAAAACCCACAGUACCAUGGGCCUGUGGUUUAUCCUUCCCCUGUUGUGCCACCCAUGUACAUGCAAGGUCAUUUCCCUUGGGAUGGUCCUGGAAGACCUCUUUCAGCCAACAUGAAUCUCUUCACUCAGCUUAUGGGUUAUGGCCCUCAGCUUAUUCCUGUUGCUCCACUCCAAUCUGUUUCUAAUAGACCUCCCAAUAUCUAUCAACAGUAUGUUGAUGAGUUGCCGAGACAUCGUACUGGGACUGGAACCUAUCUGCCAAAUCCCAAGCUUUCCAUAAGGGACCGGCAUCCUUUAGGUGCAAGAAGGGGGAAUUACAGCUAUGACAGAAGUGACAACCACAGUGAUAGGGAGGGGAAUUGGAAUGCCAAUUCAAAAUCACGAUCUUCUGGGCGCAAUCAUAGUCGCAACCAAACUGAGAAGUCAAACUCCAGGCUAGACCGGUUGGCUUCCAGUGAAAACCGAGCAGGCAGGUUGGGGGGCUCAUACAGACGUGACUCCGUUCCUUCUUACCAAUCCCAAAAUGGUGUCCAGCACUCCAAUUCCAGCCAAAGUGGUCCUCCCAAUGUAGCAUAUGGCAUGUAUCCUUUACCAGCCAUGAACUCCAGUAGCGUGUCAGCAAAUGGACCGACUGUUCCACCUGCUAUGUUCUAUCCAUUUGAGCAUAAUGCAAGUUACAGUUCACAUGCCGAACAGCUUGAGUUCGGAUCACUUGGGCCAGUGGGUUUCUCUAGUAUGAAUGAGCAACCACAACAGCUAAAAGAAGGAAGUCAAGCGAGGGGAGCAUUUGAGGAACAAAGGUUUGAUGGGGGCUCUGUGCAACGAUAUUCACCAGAUCAGCCAUCCUCACCCCACCUUCAAAGGUCUUAGGAGUGCUUGAUUAUUUUGCCAGAUUGGUGGCUCAAAGGAAUUAUCAGUUGAAAGAUGAGGAUUUUGCAGCCCUUGCAUUUCUGAGCCAGGUAGAAAAUGAUAAUGGGAGAAAUUAGAAUGAGAAAACCUCUAAUGACUGGGGCUUAUUGUUCUCUCACUUGUAAAAGGAAAAAAAAAAACCCCACAAAUUAUGAGGACAUGAUUGCUUAAAAUUUUACUAAUGAACUCGGUCACUAUUGAUGCCCCGGCUUCAUGCUUGUAUAUGUAAACUACCAAGUCAUCUUCUAACCAAUAGCCAUUUUCUAUGUAGGUUUUGACAGAUUUGUAAUUCAAUUGAAAAACUCUUCUGAGGUUUACAAAUUAGGGUUUUUACAUUGCUAUGAAGCUAUGUCGCUGUCAGGUCCUUUGUUAA